Suillus bovinus is the source of this 2121-nucleotide messenger RNA. RefSeq lists its product as uncharacterized. The record is from RefSeq and is a predicted model, not a curated record. The coding region runs from base 100 to 2010 and encodes 636 amino acids. Gene Ontology annotation, molecular function: ATP binding; ATP hydrolysis activity. The transcript is spliced from 21 exons. NCBI's taxonomy places the organism in Eukaryota, Fungi, Basidiomycota, Agaricomycetes, Boletales, Suillaceae.
CUUAUUUCCCACAUUAUAUUCGCCAGUUCACCAACAUCAAUUUAUUUCGGAUAGGCAUACUGAGGAAGGAGAGGACCAUUUUGUUCGUCGGUGGCAGAAAUGUACGGCAAGCUGUGGGUGCCGAAUAGGUUCAGGUCCUGGUCGCCUUCGCCUAUAGACAUUCCAGGAAUUGAUGAUUAUUUCUACCUCAACGUCCGCUCCAUGAACCAGGGAGGGAAAGACUCACUUGUUUUUAGCGACUUCAGCUCAAUAUUAGAUUCUUUUCUUCGCACUGUGUUUGUCGAGGUCGACUACGAUAAACCUCUCGAGUAUCCUAUUCAUCGACUAUCUCAAAAGAUGAAGGUACUUCGGUCCAGAUUGGACGAUGCACGCAGCCUGUUGGAUGCAGAACAACUUCCAGAAGACCUAGUAACCAAGGCCGAAAUUUUUGGCUUCAACGCAUCUAAUGGAUACGAAGAGGCCGCUGAGUUCGUUGCUGUUCUUGCGACACAUUUAGGAAAACUGUUGGAGGUCGUAGAAGCGGAAAGCAAGCAGAUGGUUAAACAACUCGAAAAAUUGUUGUCUAACAAUCAGAUUUCCUUCGACCUUCUCGAGUAUUACUAUGAGGAAGGGAAGCAUUACAUCUUUAAUGAUGGGCUUUUACAGAAUGGAUUAGAUGUCGAGCGACUUAUUAUCUUGGUGGUCUUGAAGAGUGCCCGCUUCCGUGAUGAUAGACAGGCGUUGCUUAUCACAUUGGAGCAUCUUGAAUGGGAUGGCGUUCGUUUCGAGAAUCGCACCAUGUCAUUGGAUUUUUUUGCAUUUCAGGGAACUCGAGCCUUCUCGUCGCUGUUUCUUCAACCCGUCACAGAUGAAGCCCUUGCUAAAGUGACUGAGCGUGGAAGACUCUAUCUUUGUUACAGCAGAGUCUGUUGUGCAGAGUAUCAUGACGACACACCAAUGCGGUCAGUCGUCAGUAGCAACUCAACACCACGGACCAGGCGGGUGAUGGUUGACCCAGUUGGAUUCCACCGCGCCUUGCAAGGCUACAACCCAAAUCGACGUGUACCACUGCCCGUUGAUGCCCAGGAGCAUAUCGCGCACCUUCCAUACUGGAUUGGUGGGUAUGAUCUCGAAGUGAACCAAUGGCAAACAUUCAAUAUCUGGGAUUUGAAACCGGUCGAGUAUGAUCAAGAAGCAUGGAGCAAAUUAAUUAUGGACGAAGAUACCAAGGAUCUUAUAAGAGCACUGGUGGAUAAUGCUGGCUGUUCUGUAGGCGGUCUAAAGCCAGCGCAGUUCAAGAAAGGACAGACAAUACUUCUCAAGGGACCACCAGGAACUGGCAGAAUGACAACUGUUCAGGCUGUCUGCAAUCUCCUCGAAAGACCCCUGCUCACUAUUAAUAUCACUGCUUAUGACUUCUUAUACGACCUUGAGAAUCUCAUGUUGGAUGUUGCUCUGCGCAUAUCGUUUGCAGCUACUUGGAAUGCGGUGAUUGUGGUGAAAGACGCCGAUCAUUUCUUGGAGUCGAAAGAACAAGGACAUAGGGAUCGCGUCAACGCUGUUCUCAGUCAAUUUGAGUCGGAUGAUUGUAUCUCCUUCUGGGUAUCAAGUACCUGCGACGAAGAACUCCUGACGCAAUUUUCUGCUGUUGUUGAUUUCCCUGAACUGGAUGCCGCAGCCCGACGUCAUCUUUGGCUUGGCCACUUUGGUUUGAACAAUUCUGCUUCGAUUAUAUGGAACAGCGAACACACACUUAUCGGUUCCUCCCUUGUGGAUCAGAAAGAGAUGAAUUAUUCAUUACUUCUUCGUGAGAUCAAGAAACUCUCACAGCAUCAGUUAGAUGGAAAGAUGAUCGAUAAUAUUGUACGAUCCGCGCGAGCACUAGCUGCCUCAAAUGGAGAGCAUUUCUCCAUCCACCACAUCAAAGUGGUCAUGAAAGCACAGCGAUUGGAUCAUCUUCCUUUAUGGCGGAAACUGACCCAAAUUUUGACACGUCCGGCGAAGGCUCUUCACACGAGUGUGGUGAUUUAGGCGGAAAGCUCAUUGGUUUAGUGCUACUGAUAGACUUGAUGUACUUGUAUAUAUGUGUAAUAUAGCCUUCACUGUGUACCAUUUGAUGUAUGAGAUUAGAUUGCAGACCCG